AUUAAAGGCCCCAUUGCCAUACCGGCAUUUUUAUGUGUAGUUUGAAGAAUAAAGCACGAUUAUAUCACUGCCAUACCAAUAGCAUGUCGCUAAAGUGCAACAUUAAUCGUAUAAUUGGCAAGUCUUCAUGCAAUGACCGGAUGUGAUUAUGUCCCAGCUUUGUACCGCAAAGGAAAGAAGAAGCCGUUGCAAAUUGUUUUGCAGAAUGAGGAAUUCCAAGAUGCUUUUAUUAACAACGUGAAGGAAGCUUUUCCGUGCUUGAACGAUUUGUAUGUAGAAACAGCUAGUUCUGACGAAGAAACAAAUGAAGAUGAGGAUGAUAACGCUUUAUCUGAUGGCAUUGCUGAAACGGAUGUGGAUGCAUUUGACUACAAUGCAGAUCUAUCAGAUGACGUUUCAUUUUUUAAAAAUAAAUUUCAAAUAAACUUGAGUAAGUACUUUUAG
Molecule: messenger RNA, 444 nt
Organism: Psylliodes chrysocephalus
Lineage: Eukaryota; Metazoa; Arthropoda; Insecta; Coleoptera; Chrysomelidae
Source: the annotation of a GenBank genome assembly